AUGGCUAUUCAGAAAGAAGUUGACUUGAACGAACCUCUUGAUGCUCAUGAAGCACCAACCUUAUCGAAAACACCCUUGAAACCCGAAUUCGCCAAGGCUGCCCUUAUAUUACAUGGAGACACAUACAAGCAAUUACAAGCUAAGCUUAACCGGUUCAUCUUCUGGCAUCCAAUCGCCAUCAUCGCCUACUUCUUGUUGAUCCCAGCCGCAUUGCUCUACAACUUGUGGGAUUUUGUCGAAGUGUCUGACUCGGCCUGGGAAUUCUUCUUGCUUGGUAAAAAGAACCCCAAGGAUUUCAUCUAUGGUAUAAUUGCUGCAUUCCCCAUGGUUGCCGGUAUUUUCGCUACUUUUGGCUUAAUCACUUAUAUCAUGGGAGACGACAUUGGUAAUAUCACUUCAGCCUUUGUGGCUCAGAAAUACUGUGAUAAAGUGUUUGGUUUCGAUAUCAAGAAAUUCGCUCAGUUGACUGGUCAUGAAACCGACGUUGAUUCUAUCAAGUUAUUGAAGAAGGGAUUAAACACCCAGAUCAUCAUGUAUCGUGAGUCUCCAAUUGCCAUCUGCACCGUUGUCGUUGAUGAAGAACAACUGACUCCUGAAAGCUUCAUUGUCGAAAUUACCGGUCUUCAUGUCAGAAAAGUGUUUGAAAACGUCGAUUUCCACGAAUUGUUGAUUGAGUGGGCCGUGUUAAGAACAAGAGAGUUGUACGAAGAGUACGCCAAGCAAAAGAAGGUCAAGACGCAAGAAGGAACUAUUUUAAUCACCACUGAUGCUUACUCAUUUGACAAGAGAUUACAAACUUGCUUAUACAAUACUAAUUUCGGAGUCAUGUCCAAAGAUGUGGAAUUGAAUAGAUUCAGUGACACUUUAAAUAAGCCAAAGGAAAUUCUUCAUAAAUUGUUAGGUGUUUCCAGAGACACUUUUGGUUUGGCCUUGUCUACUGCCAAGGAAGAUGAACAAAUUGUUCACAACUUGGAAGGCAAGUUCUUGUCCACUGAAGAUGAAGUCGUCGACAAGCCACAACCAGUGCCGGCUAACAUCAGAAGAAGAAAGAAUUAG
Messenger RNA from Spathaspora passalidarum NRRL Y-27907, 1056 nucleotides. It is a transcript of the gene PHO86, whose product is annotated as Pho86p. NCBI's taxonomy places the organism in Eukaryota, Fungi, Ascomycota, Pichiomycetes, Serinales, Debaryomycetaceae. The record is from RefSeq and is a predicted model, not a curated record. Bases 1 to 1056 code for a protein of 351 amino acids. The transcript has a single exon.